Hansenula anomala is the source of this 669-nucleotide messenger RNA. RefSeq names its product mitochondrial 54S ribosomal protein uL15m (gene MRPL10). Gene Ontology annotation, biological process: translation. The transcript has a single exon. The annotation marks the transcript as partial. Gene Ontology annotation, molecular function: structural constituent of ribosome. NCBI's taxonomy places the organism in Eukaryota, Fungi, Ascomycota, Saccharomycetes, Phaffomycetales, Wickerhamomycetaceae. Gene Ontology annotation, cellular component: mitochondrial large ribosomal subunit. The record is from RefSeq and is a predicted model, not a curated record.
AGUACCCGUUCAGUUUCAUUAUUAUCCUCUUUAAAACCAUCAUACAAUUCUACAAGUUCAAUUAAAAGAGUUGGUAGAGGUCCAUCAAGUGGUUAUGGUAAAACUUCAGGUAGAGGUCAAAAGGGUCAAAAGGCUAGAGGUAAAGUGAAGUCCUGGUUUGAAGGUGGUCAAACUCCAAUUUUCAAAUUAUUUCCAAAGAUUGGGUUCAAUAAUGUUAAAGCUUUACAAUUGAAAGAAGUUAAUUUGAUUAGAAUAAUUCAAUUCCAUCAAGAUGGAAGAUUGGAUUUGAAAGAAGGUGAAACCUUGAAUAUGAGAAAAAUGAAACAGAUUGGUUUAGUGACGGGUACUUUAAGAGAUGGUGUUAAAAUUUUGGCUACAGGUAAAGAAAGAUUAGAUUUCCCAAUCAAAAUUGAAGCAACAAGAGCUAGUGCUGAAGCUAUCAAAGCUAUUGAAAGAGCCGGUGGUAAAUUUACUGCUCGUUUCUUUACAAAAUUAGGUUUGAGAGCACAUUUACACCCAAUGCAUUUUUUGAAGACAAGAGGUUACAUUCCAUUACCAGGUAGACCAGCAUCCAAAAGAAAUAUUGAUUACUAUAGCAACCCACGUAAGAGAGGUUAUUUGAUCAAGGAAAAUGAUCCAUUAUUACAAGCUAUAAGAGAUGCUAAAGAU